CAAGAACGGUAUAACCACCAACAAACAUAACACUUAGUUAUUGAUUUGUGUCAAUGAUGACUAAGUUGUUUCUUCUUUUCCUCGUCCUUGUUUCCUUCACGUGUCGACUCUCCUUUGCAGUGCCCAGUGACUACUCCAUUUCUUCGGAGGAAGAAGUGUUCCAAGUGUGGCAGAAGGAGCAAGGGCGCGAAUAUGGCAACCCAGAGGAGAAGGCAAAGAGGUUCCAGAUUUUCCAAAGGAACUUGAGGUAUAUCAAUGAGAUGAAUGCGAAGAGGAAGUCACCGGUGCAGCAUCGUUUAGGUCUCAACAAGUUUGCUGAUAUGAGUCCCGAGGAGUUUAAGAAAACCUACUUAAAUGAUAUAGAUAUACCCUCUAACUUGGACCAUAUUAAGGUGCAGGAUGAUGAGUGUGAAAACCUUCCUGAUUCUGUAGAUUGGAGGGAGAAGGGAGCUGUGACUGAAGUUAGGGACCAAGGAGAAUGCCAAAGCCAUUGGGCUUUCACUGUGACCGGGGCCAUCGAAGGAAUAAACAAAAUAGUUACUGGGAAUCUUGUGACCCUAUCUGCACAAGAACUCGUGGACUGUGACCCUGCCAGCAAUGGUUGUGCUGGAGGCUAUUACUUCAAUGCAUUUGGUUGGGUUAUAAACAAUGGUGGGAUUGACACAGAAGCUAAUUAUCCAUACGUAGCCCAAAAUGGUACUUGCAAGGAAAAUGCAAGCAAGGUUGUUAGUAUUGAUAACCUUCUAGUUGUGACUGGGUCAGAAGAAGCUCUCUUGUGCCGUGUUAGUAAACAGCCUGUUAGUGUGAGCAUAGAUGCAACUGGCCUUCAAUUUUACACCGGUGGAGUCUAUGGUGGUGAGAAUUGCUCAAAGAAUUCAAGAAAUGCAACUCUUGUUUGUUUAAUUGUGGGUUAUGGUUCGGUGGGUGGUGAAGACUAUUGGAUUGUGAAAAACUCAUGGGGAAAAGAGUGGGGAGACAAAGGUUACCUCUUAAUCAAAAGAAAUGUUAGCGAUGAAUGGCCUUAUGGUGUAUGUGCCAUCAAUGCUUUGCCUGGUUAUCCAGUCAAAAAGGUUUCAACAUCUUCAAUUUUAUCUUCGGCCAUAUAGUGGAUCCUUUUCAAACCAAUAGGCUUAUCUAAAGCACAACACCAUUUUGCAGUGUUGUCUUGGAUCAGGGCAUAUUAGUACUUAAGUAUUUGCCCUUUCUCCACAAAUAAUGGCGUUUGUGAACUGCAAGUGCGUGUGAUAUUUCGGUUUAACGUGCUUUAAUAAAAUAAUGGAUGGUCGUUCUACCAAUUAAUAAUA
Cajanus cajan (pigeon pea) is the source of this 1304-nucleotide messenger RNA. Its product is annotated as P34 probable thiol protease. Gene Ontology annotation, biological process: proteolysis. The record is from RefSeq and is a predicted model, not a curated record. Lineage: Eukaryota; Viridiplantae; Streptophyta; Magnoliopsida; Fabales; Fabaceae. Gene Ontology annotation, molecular function: cysteine-type peptidase activity.